AUGCAUGGCCUCCCCAAACGAGAGACAGGCGCUGACACAGGCCCCUCCGCAGCCGUUUCCCCGGAGUUGUCGUCUACACCGAGAUCUACCAGGGUGGGCCUCUCUCAUGACCACCGCGGCUCCCCUCACCACACCCCCCUCCCUUCUUCUCCGGUCGCCACUGACAGCCGCGUCUAUGUAGUCACCGGGCCCGUCGCCCGGUUCGCCCGCCAGAUCGCCGGCCACGGCUACAUCGUCGCCGCCGUCAGCAGCUACCACGACUUCACCGGCCCCGAGCCGCUGGCCUACGACGGGCCCGGCACCGACCAGGGCAACGCGUGGAAGGUCGAAAAGACGCUCGAGUCCUACGACGCCGACACCAAGGCCGCCGUGGACUACCUCCUCGGCCUGCCGACCUGCACCGGCCGCAUCGGCAGCACCGGCAUGUGUCUCGGCGGCCACCUGGCGCUCCGAUCUGCGCUCGACCCCCGCGUCUCCGCCACGGUGGCCUACUUCGCCACCGACGUGCACACGCGGACCCUCGGCCCCCACGCCGCCGCCGACACGUCCGCCGAGGGCCCCCGCGACAGCAACCACACCAUCGACCGCCUGCCCGAGGUCCGCGGCGAGGUCGCCAUGCUCUUCGGCGCGCGGGACACGCACGUGCCCGGGCCCGGGCGCGACCUCGUCCGCGCCAAGCUGCGCGCCGCCGGCGUCGCCGCCGGCUUCUACGAGUUCCCCUGGGCGCAGCACGCCUUCAUCCGCGACGAGCUGAGCAAGGGCCGCUACGACCCGCCCGUCACCAGGAUCUGCUUCGAGAUCCUGCUCGAGCUCUUCACCCGCGUGCUCAAGGAGGACCUGGGCCCCCGCGAGGAGGUCGCCAAGCCGCUGGAGCAUGUCUGCUAG
Messenger RNA from Thyridium curvatum, 885 nucleotides. RefSeq lists its product as uncharacterized. Lineage: Eukaryota; Fungi; Ascomycota; Sordariomycetes; Thyridiales; Thyridiaceae. The transcript is spliced from 3 exons. Gene Ontology annotation, molecular function: hydrolase activity. The record is from RefSeq and is a predicted model, not a curated record. The coding region runs from base 1 to 885 and encodes 294 amino acids.